Leptopilina boulardi is the source of this 1281-nucleotide messenger RNA. RefSeq lists its product as uncharacterized. The record is from RefSeq and is a predicted model, not a curated record. Lineage: Eukaryota; Metazoa; Arthropoda; Insecta; Hymenoptera; Figitidae. The transcript has a single exon. The coding region runs from base 1 to 1281 and encodes 426 amino acids.
AUGGUCGAAUUAGACGAAACACAAAAGGCUAGACGAAACAGCUUGGUUCAAAAUCGUGCAAAUUUGAAGCGUAGAAUCACAAAAUUAUCAAAUUAUCUCAAAGAAGGAGGUGUCUAUGCAAACGCGGAACACGCGGAUCGUCACAUGUCCAUUAUAGAUUUUGAAUUAACAAAAUUAGUACAAAUUCAAAUGGAACUCAUUCAAUUAGAGCCAGGAAAAAAUCAUGAAGAAGAGGAAGAAAAUAUUUACUUCGACUAUGAAGAAAUUAAAGUUUUAAUUAGAAGACUUAAAGAACCUAAUCUUGAAGUAGAAAUGCGAAAUCGCGCAUCCGUGAACUCUAGGUCGGGCUCGGUUUAUUCACAUUCAGCACCUUCAGAUUACCUAUCGUCACUUCCGAAAAUCGAAGCAAAAAGAUUUGAUGGAACUUUAGAAAAUUGGCGAAUGUACCGUGACUGGUUUAUUCAAACCAUUCACAAUCGCGAGAACUUAACAGACGCUCAACGGUUAGAUUAUUUGAAAAGAACCCUCACAGGCGAAGCAGAAAAAACAAUAAGCGCGUUUCAACCAUCAGACGAGAAUUAUGCCGUUGAAUGGAAAUUAUUAGAAUCCACCUAUGAUAUUGAAUAUGUCCUUAUUUUUCGUCACUGCGAUCUACUUUUGGAAACUCCUAUAAUGAAAAGAAGCUCCGCCGACGAAAUUCGAAAAUUGACGAACCAUAUUCAAACUCAAUUACUUGCCAUGAAAGCAUUUGGUGAAAAAAUUGAAAAUUGGAACACUAUCAUAUCACGUGUCAUUUUACGCAGUUUAGAUAAAGAGACCGAAAGAGAAUGGAAUCGCUCGAAACAAGGAAACAAGGUUCCUAAUUAUGAGGAUAUUUUGAGUUUUUUGAGAGAGCAAGCGACGCGUCUUACAUUUAUUAAACCAGCAAUGACUAAUUUUAAUAAUAAUUCGACGAAUAAUUCGAAUGGUAAACCAAAAAAUACAAAUAAUAAGAAUAGAGGUCCUGAAAAUACCCACUCAUUUCUUACUUCAACUGAUGAAAAACAAUGUGUUAUUUGUAAUGGAAAUCAUUUAAUAGAUAAAUGCGAUAAAUUUCUUGCAUUAAACACCCCAGAUCGAAUUCAAGCAGCAAGAAAGGUUCGUCUUUGCUUGAAUUGUUUUCAAAAUGAUCAUAGAACACGUUUCUGUAAGGCUUCUCAUUGUUCGAUUUGUAAGGGGAGACAUAACGAUCUCGUGCAUCUAACUGAAGAACAACUUCAAUCUAGACAAUCUUCAUCUUGA